Messenger RNA from Pimephales promelas (fathead minnow), 2482 nucleotides. It is a transcript of the gene rnf34b, whose product is annotated as ring finger protein 34b. Gene Ontology annotation, molecular function: ubiquitin protein ligase activity. The record is from RefSeq and is a predicted model, not a curated record. NCBI's taxonomy places the organism in Eukaryota, Metazoa, Chordata, Actinopteri, Cypriniformes, Leuciscidae. Gene Ontology annotation, cellular component: cytoplasm; plasma membrane. Gene Ontology annotation, biological process: protein K48-linked ubiquitination; negative regulation of extrinsic apoptotic signaling pathway via death domain receptors; proteasome-mediated ubiquitin-dependent protein catabolic process.
CGCUUUGCCAUUACGUUAUCCUCUUUUCUACACAUAUACAAGGAUGCUAGAAAGAGAAGACGUAAUGGAGUGUUCCUGAGUGUCCUUGCAAUGCAAAUCACUUCAGAAUUCGACAGUUUUCACGGACGGGAGUUGCAAUGAAGGCGGGGGCCUCCUCCAUGUGGGCGUCAUGUUGCGGGCUGCUGAAUGAGGUGAUGGGCACAGGGGCGGUCCGCACCCAGCAGCCAGGCUUUGGAGCCGGAGCAGGGCCGUUCCGCUUCGCCCCGAGUGCUGGUUACUCCACCUACCCACCCAGCAGCACCACCUCAGGAAGCGCAGGCCUGGCGUGCAAAGCCUGCGGACUGGCCUUCUCUGUGUUCAGACGAAAGCACGUUUGCUCGGACUGCAAGAAGAGCUUCUGCUCGCUGUGUUCUGUGCUGCAGGAAAACCUGCGGCGCUGCGCCACCUGCCACCUGCUGUGGGGCACGGCCUUCCAGCGGCCCAGGCUAAUGCGACUCCGCGUUAAAGACCUGCGGCAGUACCUCACGCUGCGAAACAUCAACACGGACACCUGCAGGGAGAAAGAGGACCUGGUGGACCUGGUGCUCUGCCAUCUGGGUGCCGAGCUGGAGAUAGGGGAAGAUGAAGAGGAGGAGGAGGUGGAGGAGGCGGAAGCGGACACGGACAGUCUGCCAUCACUUCCGCGCUCUCUCUCCACGCCGCCUGCUUCCACGGCGCGCUCCUCCUCCCAGCAGUCGGCGCUGUCCGUAGCCGUGUCUCAGGGAGAAGCUCUAAGUCGCAGCAAUAGCUCAGGGACAACCAAUCAGGAACAUGUAGAUGCUGCAUCAGUUUCCCUCCUCAACCUGGAGCCUCAUGACGACAUACUGGAGGCGAGCCCAGCGACGCAGAGACGCGCACGUGCCUCCCUCUCGGACCUGUCCCGCGAGGACGACAUCGAGAGCCUGACGGUGCGGCAGCUGAAGGAGAUUCUCGCCCGCAACUUCGUCAACUUUUCAGGCUGCUGUGAGAAAUGGGAGCUCGUGGAGCGCGUCCAUCGUCUCUACAGAGAGAACGAACUCAACAGAAGAUCCAUGGAAAAUGUUAGCAACAGCCUUGCUGCAGUCAUAGCUUACCCACCUCCUAUAUGCAAUGGAGGUAUUGGAGAUGGUGCGCAAAUAGCUCAGCUGGGCGGCGUGGAUGAGAACCUGUGCCGGAUCUGCAUGGAUGCCGUGAUAGACUGCGUUCUUCUGGAAUGCGGUCACAUGGUCACCUGCACCAAGUGCGGCAAGAGGAUGAACGAGUGCCCCAUCUGCAGGCAGUAUGUGGUGCGGGCGGUGCACGUCUUCAAGUCUUAACCACGAGCAUCACCUCUCCUGAAAGACCAACACACCAGAUGGUUCCUACUGGACUGAGCAGGCUGGGACCAUGAGUGACUGGACCGAGAGACUGCUCCUUUAGUUUCACACUGGGUAAAGUGGUGGAAACCGGUACUGUGCACACCUUAUUUACAAGAGCGAACGUUUCCUGUUGCACAUUUUCAUUUGGUCAUUCAUUGACACUUUUAUGAGUUUCUGUGGUUCCUAACCCAGGGAAGAUGGUUUUUAGUGGAAUAAAGUAUAAAAAAUAUAAAAGUUUGAAUGGUUUACAUUGCUGUAAACUUUUUGGAAAUGUGUUAUUGUUUGUGCAAUAUAAGAAAUCUUUACGUGAGCGAGUGUAGAGACCGAUUGCCAUUAAGAUGCAUGUUGUCGUAGCAACAGUGAAGACCAAUGCCGUGAAGAGGGAACAUAGGUGCCAAAGUAGAAAUGUGCAGAACGGCUUCUGGUUUGUUUUUACGUGCUAUAUUAUUAAUAAGCGUGUUAUUUUCAUGUAUUGGCAUAACACAAUUUCAUGACACAGGAUCAAAUGACCCGUUAUUUAUAGCUAGAUGAAACUGUAUCAUAUUUUUUCAGACACACUGGAAUCCAGCAUCUGCCGUUAUGUAGCUUAUUACUGGAACCUCAAUUUUUCUUGGUCAAAUUUUGCAGUAUCUGUCAAAUGUCAGGUUUGUGGUUGGUUUGUCUCCAUUGUGCUGCACCAACAACAUUCUUAAGGAUGUGCUAAGUAAUUUUUAACUGAACAUGUUCGAUAAUAAUAGGGUGGUUAUUAAGGUAAUGGAAGUUUGGCUGGCUGCCAUAAGGAAGGUUCACCUUUAUGUAGUCUCAUGAGUUAUCAAUUUGUCCAAAGCAAAAUUACUUAGUGCACCUUUAAUUGAUUACAUGCCUUGGUAGGUUUUAUUUACACAAUUUUAAUUUUUCACUGUUGGUCAAAAAUUCUGCUUCAAUGUUUUUCAUCUCCAGCAAUACCAUGAAAGACAUCCGGGGUUUUUUGUUUUGUUUUUUGCACCACAUUUACAUGACAACAAAGAUUUCCACAAGCGGUGCUACAUGGAUUUACGCAUUACAAUUCUUUAUUAUAUUUGCUCCAUAGCAAUAUUAUUUGAGUUGAAUAAACUGUUCCUUCCCUU